Fusarium keratoplasticum is the source of this 807-nucleotide messenger RNA. Its product is annotated as Helo-like-N domain-containing protein. The transcript is spliced from 2 exons. The record is from RefSeq and is a predicted model, not a curated record. The coding region runs from base 1 to 807 and encodes 268 amino acids. NCBI's taxonomy places the organism in Eukaryota, Fungi, Ascomycota, Sordariomycetes, Hypocreales, Nectriaceae.
AUGGCCGAAAUAGUAGGCACAGUAUCAGCCGCCGUAAGCCUCACAACAACAACCCUCCACGCAGUUCGCAUCCUCGCCAACGACCUGAGCAGCAUAAAGGACGCCCCGCAGACCAUCGCCAACGCCAAGACGGAGCUUCACAACGUCCAGUCAGUCAUCGAGAGCCUGCAAGCCGCCCUCAACCAGAGCAACUGGCAGCCCGUGCUCUCUGACAUUACCUGUACUGGUAACCUAGAGGCAGCCCUGAAAGCUUGCAGCGACGUGUGUGGUCGCUUUCACCAAGAGCUCAAGAAGCUGUUGAGACACUCUAAUGAGGGCGAUUUGUCUCGUAGGGACAGGUUCAAUGUCGGCUUCUUUGCCAAGAACAAAGUUGUGGCUUUUAUUAGUGAGCUCAACGUGUGCAAGUCAACCAUCAGCCUAGCCCUCAGUGGUGCAAACCUCAUGGUCUCCAUGGAGCAGCUCAAACAGCUUCAAGUGCUUUCAAGCCAAAGCUCCACCGAGAUCCAGUCGAGCAACGGGGAGACAACAGACCAAGACCUGGCAGCUGACAUCCAGAGAGGCGCUCAAUUAGCAAAGGGAUAUCAAGAUCUCUUAGCCUUCCUCCAAACCAAGGUCAACGAGAAUCGGAGGCGAAUAGAACUAGGAAGCGUGGAAAUGCUCAACUCUGCCAGAGUCAUGGCCGGAGUCAACAACACAGACGGCACAGAAGGCGACAUAAACGUCAAGGUCGGCAACGUCAAGGCAGACGGCGGCAAGGCUCUCCUUGGCUACACUAGCAAAGUGGACAUCGACGCCUUUUUCAGAUAG